AUGAUCUCAAAUACGAGCGCCAUCGCUGAAGUGUUUUCUCGUAUUGACCACAAGUUUGACCUGAUGUAUGCGAAACGUGCGUUUGUUCAUUGGUUUGUUGGUGAAGGAAUGGAGGAAGGUGAAUUUUCAGAGGCACGUGAGGAUUUAGCGGCAUUAGAGAAGGACUACGAGGAAGUAUCAGCUGAGACCGCUGAAGCCAAGCGCGAAGUUGUGUUAACCAGAGGAAGCACCGAUCAAUCGUUAAAAAGGAUAAAAACCAUUGCAGACCACGAUAAUGAUUCUACUUUUGGUCCAUGUAGCCCAUGCGAACGACUGAAGCAUCCACACGGUGUAAAGCCCAUCGGCAAUUUUUUUGAGGACACGAUCAAUGGCGUCAUGGAGUGUCGCACAUCUGGUCUGGGUCGCCUUGCCAUGUUGCAAGAUAGUCAGCUGCUGUUGCUGCUAAAUCAUCUAUCAGCAAAAGACUUAGCAAUCUUGGCAGCUUGUAGUCGUUCAGCGUAUGUGUAUAGUAUGCAUGACGAGCUGUGGCGAGUGUUGGUGCUCGAAGAAAUGAAGGGAAAUUUUAUACCAAAUCAAACGUGGCGAGCCACGUAUGUAAUGACUAAAUUUGGGGAUAAAAUGAGGACAGGAAAUCCAAUACGAGUCCAAGGAGUUUAUUCCGACCUACUGUUUCAGUCAUUUUACUGCUCUGUGGCGCCAAUUGAUGACGCAUGGCUCGCUGUGGAUAAUAUUCAGCGUCGUAGUGCUAAGACUAUGACCGUUGCGGAUUUCAAAAGCAUGUUCGAACGUCCAAAUGUACCAGUGAUUAUUACUGAUGCUAUCAAUGAUUGGGCAGCAUUACACAAGUGGACGGAUAAUUAUCUGAGUCAUGUUUGUAAAGAAAAGACGUUGUAUGCUGGUGGAUUCCAGUUUCCAAUCGAGAAGUAUUUUGAUUAUUGUCGAACAUUACUGGACGAUCAGCCACUUUUUGUGUUCGACAAAGAGUUUGCGACAAAAGUACCUCAAUUGGCUCAAGAUUACACUGUACCCGCUUAUUUUCAAGACGAUUACUUUGCACUACUGGGAGAAGAUAAGCGACCCGAUUAUCGCUGGCUUAUUAUUGGACCGAAAAAGUCUGGUUCGAGUUUUCAUAUCGAUCCGAAUGCCACAAACGCAUGGAAUGGUGUAAUUCGUGGAGCCAAAAAGUGGAUUAUGUUUCCUCCUGGUAAUGUUCCGCCUGGUAUUCAUCCUAGUGAAGAUGGUGCUGAAGUGUCUUCGCCCAUCUCCUUGAUGGAGUGGUUUGUAACAUUUUACAAAGACGUACAGAAGUUACCUCCUCAUUUAAAACCUGUGGAAGGAAUAUGCAAAGAGGGCGAGAUCGUAUUUGUUCCCCAUGGUUGGUGGCAUACUGUGCUCAACAUUGAUGAGAGCAUUGCGAUUACACAGAACUUUGUAAGCGCAAAUAACGUGAAAAAUGUAGUCAGAUUCUUAAAAGAGAAACCAGAACAGGUUUCCGGUUGCUCAAUAGAGCAGCGCUCGAAGCUGAGUAGUACAUUUCAAGAUGUGUUAUCAAAAAACUUUCCUGAUCUUCAUGCGAAUGUUGUGAGGGAAUUAAAGGAAGAAGAAGUGCGCAAGCAUCGAAAAUCAAAAUGGGAAAUGCUUAUGUGCGGAGAGCAUGAUAGCGACAAAGCAUCUUCUUCUUUAUCAAGCAAUAAUCUACUUUCAAAGGAAAGUACCUUCAGCUUCGGCUUCAAUUUUGAUUAA
Molecule: messenger RNA, 1743 nt
Organism: Plasmopara halstedii
Lineage: Eukaryota; Oomycota; Peronosporomycetes; Peronosporales; Peronosporaceae
Product: histone arginine
Exons: 2
Coding region: 1-1743 (580 amino acids)
Biological process (GO): microtubule-based process
Cellular component (GO): microtubule; nucleus
Molecular function (GO): GTP binding; protein binding; cis-regulatory region sequence-specific DNA binding
Source: RefSeq, a predicted model, not a curated record